Messenger RNA from Bombina bombina (fire-bellied toad), 1507 nucleotides. It is a transcript of the gene TSEN15, whose product is annotated as tRNA splicing endonuclease subunit 15. Gene Ontology annotation, biological process: tRNA splicing, via endonucleolytic cleavage and ligation. The record is from RefSeq and is a predicted model, not a curated record. Bases 13 to 489 code for a protein of 158 amino acids. The transcript has 4 exons. Gene Ontology annotation, molecular function: nucleic acid binding. Lineage: Eukaryota; Metazoa; Chordata; Amphibia; Anura; Bombinatoridae.
GAGCAGGCCAGCAUGAGGCCCAGUAGUUCUGAUGGGGCCGAGACCUGGAUUUCUGCUCACCCGCGGCUCAGAGAAAUGUUGGCCUUGGAUGUGGCAGACAGCACACACGUGCACACCGCGUUCCUUGUCUAUAUGGACCUGCUGGAAGUAAGGAACUGGCACGAUGUGCAGAUUUUUGGAUCCUCAGAAUUGCAUCUUAUCUAUUUAAUCGGGAAGGAGAAAGAGGAUCACUUACCACAAGCUAUAGUACCUACCCCAGUAAGCACUUCAUACAGUCAUGAGAGAAUCCAGCAAAUGAUGAAAGUGAUUUGCGAACAAGAAGAGAAGCAGACGGCACCGGCGUCUUUACUCUUAGCUGUUGUAGAAUCAGAUUCAACGAUCGUUUAUUACAAACUGACUGACGGUUUUGUGAUGCCAGAUCCGCCUGAUUUUGUAGAAGAUAUAGACAAUAAGCAGUGGAGAAAGAAGAGAGUGAGACUUUUAAGAUAAAUGGAACCGUCUGGCGCAUAGCAUUGUAGCUUAAUGCAUUCUAGAGUGAUCGCACAUCACUGGAUCGUCUGCUGGUUGCCUGAAUACACUGUCCCUUUAAAGGGACGAUAUACUGUAAAAAUGUAUUUACAGUUAGCUGCAGAGUAUAAAAUGUAUGAGAAAACUAGUUUUCAGGUUUGUGUAUAUAAAAUAGUUGAUUUUGUGCUUUGAAACCACAGCCUACUACAAUGGGUUGAGCUUGCAGGUAAAAUUAAAUCUAAUUGUUAUCACUUUGUGUACACACACAUGCUUCUUUAUCUUCUGUCUGUAAACCAAAGGCCAAUACUUGGAGAGAACAAUGGAAAAUUAUCAUUUUAUUAUUUACCUCUCCUACACCUCACUGGGAGUGUAAUUUCUUAUGCUUGCAGUGUUUACACAAUCUCUGAGCUCUCAGAAGCUUCAGAAUAUUCACAUGCCAAAAUAGGGGUAAAUUAGCUACUUGUAAACAAUUUAAUACACUCCAGCAGGUGAAAUGGAUCAUUAGGAAUACAUUAAAGGGGAGACAUUUUUUUUUAUAAACUGUCCCUUUAAGAGCUUGCCAUCUUUUUCUAUGUAAAUGCAUUUGACCCCUUAUCUAUCAGAGAGAUACAAGUUAAUAUGCAAUGCACUACAACCCAAGGGUUCUAUUCUCUUACAUUUAUAGAUGCACUGUAUUGUGAUGCUUACGUUUAAUCCAGAGCCAAUGCACUGUGUGCUGGGGAAGGAGUAAGGGUAAAAAGGAGACGAGAAUUAUGCAGGUUUGUUUUUCUACUUCUGCUCUGGGUAAGAAUAUGGGGGCAUCAAGGAAAACCUCUGUACCCUUCUGGCGUUAGUCUCCAACACGCACAAAAACGUAUGGACUUCCUAGCAAUCUUGUCGUGAUAGAACACUGAAUUUAUUAGUGAUUAUUGUCAGGUCUUGAGGAAUAAUACACUACCAUGGCAAUGUAUAAACUUCCCUGUGUUGCUUUUUAUUUUAAAUAAAUAUUUAACUAACAAUA